GGAACCAGCGGCAACGGCGAGUAUGUUCCAAACUCUUAUUCAGGCAUGGAUCAAAGCAGUGAAGGAGGUAUGAAAAAGACUGGCAGUGUGAAUCUUGAUAAACUUAUAAAUGACUUCUCACAAAUAGAAAAGAAAAUGAUAGAAACCAGUGGAAAGAACAAAAUCCUGGAUAUUCAGUUGGAAAAGACUAACUGUUUAUUAAAAGUAAUGCAAACAAAAGAAGUCUCAAUGAAAGAAGAAUGUGCUACUCUUCAUAAUAUGAUAAAAGGGCUACAACAGACCCUCGAAUAUCAACACAAUUUGAAAGGUGAAAAUGAACAACUAAAAAGAAAUGCUGAUCUUAUAAAAGAGAAGUUAAAAUCUCAUGAACAGGAAUAUAAAAAUAAUAUUGCCAAACUUGUGAGUGAAAUGAAAAUCAAAGAGGAGGAACAUAAAAUAGUAAUAAGCAAACUUUAUCAGGAUAUGCAGAAAAAAGUUGAAUUAAAUGAAGAAAAGCACAAGGAACUAAUAGAGAAAAAGGAAAUGGAAAUAUCAGAGUUAAAUGCAAAGUUAAGAACUCAAGAAAAGGAAAAACAAAAUGAAAUAAUCAAACUACAGCUAGAGUUUGAUGCCAAACUAGCAAGAGUUCAGACCAAAUCAAAAUCAUAUCCAGAUGCUACUCUUUUGCCACAAAGUAUCUACAGAAGGAAGCUUCAACAUCUUCAAGAAGAAAAAAACAAGGAGAUUGCAAUUCUUCGUAGUAACAUUCGUGAUUUAGAGCAACGCCUUUCUGUUGGCAAAGAUUCUCACCUUAAGCGUAGACGGUUUUGAGCACAGCUAUAAAUUCAUGAGUUACUAUUUAAUUUAUUUAAAGGCAAUGGAAAAUUCAUUUCUAUUUUCAGCAUAAGCAUACUGCCUAAAUAAUAAAAAAGAAACAACUUUAAUCUUUUUUAUUGAGUUUAUUUAGACAAAUUCAUACCUUAGCCAACUGCAUACUACAUUCUUGCUUAACUGUAUUAUCCAUAAGGGGUUCAAGUUUAGAGGGUUUAGUUUCCCUGUUAAACCAUCAUUGACUAUGGAAAUACUCUAGGCAUUUCAAAGAUGGAUAACAUUCUUUUCUUUCCUAUUACAUCUUUCAAGACAGUUACUCAAAUUUCAGAAGAAUCUGAUACAGUGUUAAAGAAAACAAGAUACAAAGACUUUAUUUGUAGAUGAUAGUAAAAAUCAAGAUAUGAGUAUUAGAUAUAAAAAGUAAACAUUUAAAAUGUAGUCGCAUAUGCUUUCUUAGCAAAAUAUUCAUGUUAAGUAUUUCUGGAUCUUAAACAGAAUCUACCUCUUUCUUUAAAGUUUUAAUCAGUUAAAAAUAUAAGAUUUAAAAGACAAAGAUAAUAUUGUUUUGAAAUAUAAGUAAAGAAAAAUGGAAAACAUGUCUUUGUUGUUCUUCCUCCAUUCUAAGUUACUAACUAUCCAACAGAAACCCCUAGGUCAUAGUUUAUGUUUCUGUUCUCAUCAAUGCAAAUAGAAUACUGGAAAAAGAACAAGAAAGACAUAUUAACCAAUAGCUGCAAUCACUUUUCAGUUGCCUCAUAAUAAAAAUAUGGUUCGGGUCAAAAUUUCUAUGGCAUAAAAUUUAAAAUUUAUAAACCAAUAUAGUAGAUUUCUCCAUGUUUGCACAUUAUCCAAUUCCUGAUUUUGGCUCACUAAUUAUUAAUUAUGUGACUUGUAAAAAUGCUGGAAAUGAAAUUGUGUCUAGACAAUUGGGAAGUACAUCUUAUUUUAAAUAUUUAAUUUGAACGUCAUUUUCACUUUUUUGCCUUAUUUUUUCAGCUUCAAUUGGUGCCAACUUCUGUGGAAUCAAGCUGCUGACUUGGUUGUCAGGCAGCAGGAGGCAUUCGUCACUGACAAGAUUCAAUGACGUUCUCCUCUGCCCUAAGUCCCUGUCAGCUACAUAAAGAUGGCAGGUUUUCGGCACACUGUCAGGUGAUUGCAGACCCUGUUUUUUCAAAUAUCAGAUGUCGACAAUGGCAGCAACAGCUACUAGAAGCUGCCUGUGGAUCUUUGGACAACUUACACAGUAAUUGAUUUACACAUCCCUUUCGGCAGAGCUUCCUUUGUGCAAGUGAAAGUUGUAAACCUUCACCUCCUGCUAUCUGUCAGCUCUCUGAGUUACCCUGCCUAUAGUGGCCCUUGUGCUUUUCAUGGUGACGAAGGCCUAGAGGAGGGGUAUUUGGAGGAGUAUCUGCUGCUCCUGGUUGCUGAUUCUCUGAAAGCUCACUGCUCCCAAGAUACUGAUGUCCAUGCUUGUGGUGAUGUUUGUGAUGGUGAUGUGGCUGCAGAACCUCAGUUGUUUUUUCCGCAGGGGGCAAAGAUAGAUUUUUACAGAAUUCUUCAUCUUUGAGAGUCUAAAACAAAUUUGUAAAUCACUUAUUAAUAAGCGAGUAGAUUUAUGAAGAAUGCAUAAAAAAUUAUUGGUAGAACUGACAUACGUGGGAUUCUAACUAGUUAAAUAGGAUAGAGCUGGUUUUGUGUUUCUUGCACUAUAUUAAUAAAAAAAAAGUC
Molecule: messenger RNA, 2538 nt
Organism: Sciurus carolinensis (gray squirrel)
Lineage: Eukaryota; Metazoa; Chordata; Mammalia; Rodentia; Sciuridae
Gene: Ccdc152
Product: coiled-coil domain containing 152
Exons: 9
Coding region: 46-810 (254 amino acids)
Source: RefSeq, a predicted model, not a curated record